Molecule: messenger RNA, 468 nt
Organism: Aspergillus terreus NIH2624
Lineage: Eukaryota; Fungi; Ascomycota; Eurotiomycetes; Eurotiales; Aspergillaceae
Gene: psf3
Product: DNA replication protein PSF3
Exons: 5
Coding region: 1-468 (155 amino acids)
Biological process (GO): mitotic DNA replication initiation
Cellular component (GO): GINS complex
Source: RefSeq, a predicted model, not a curated record
AUGUCUUACUACGACAUUGACUCGAUUCUCACUGACGCCCAGAUCAAAGCGGGCACGCGGAUAGACCUCCCAUUAUGGCUGGGUGAAAUGCUUUCAAUCGGCGCCCGACUGGGUACAUCGCGGCUGGUGACGCUAGACCUGCCCUCCGCGCUGUCGGAGCGGGUUAUGAACGCAUUGAAAGCCGAUGCUCGGACGGUGGAUCUGCGCGCAUUGGCGCCGCAUUUCUACAACCUGAGCGAACGGAUCCUGGAGUUGUUUGAGGAAGAGGAAAUGGUCGAUGUGUUGAGCAAUACGUUUAAGAAGCGGGCAGCAGAAAUCGCCGACCACGCACAUAAUCCCAAAGGCGCACUCGGCGAGGGGGUAGAGUUUCUGCGCGGUCUGGACGAAACGGAGCGGCAAUUAUUCCGAGUGGCUCAUGACAGUGCGAAGCAGACACGGAUCUGGGCUGGAGAGGCGAAGAAACGAUAG